Messenger RNA from Phytophthora sojae, 1915 nucleotides. RefSeq lists its product as hypothetical. The record is from RefSeq and is a predicted model, not a curated record. NCBI's taxonomy places the organism in Eukaryota, Oomycota, Peronosporomycetes, Peronosporales, Peronosporaceae. The transcript has a single exon. Gene Ontology annotation, molecular function: RNA binding. The coding region runs from base 168 to 1691 and encodes 507 amino acids.
CGCGCGCGGCCAAGACCAAGCUCCAAGGCUCCAAGGCUCAGCUAAGCUCCUCGCUCCGCGUCCGCGCCCCUCGUCUGUGUGAGUCCGUGUGCGUGCCGUCAGCGUCAGCGUCAACGUCUUCUCCGUCCCCUCCUCCUCCUCUUUCGCCCCCCAUCACUACCAGCAGCAUGGACGUCUCCCCGUACGACGCGGCCGAGGCCGACCCGUCCGCCGCCAGCCCGCGCGCCUCUUCCUCCUCGGACGCCUACGCCGACCAGCAGCACAGCGGCCCCGUGAAGCUGUUCGUGGGCCAGGUGCCGCGCACCAUGGAGGAGGACGACUUGCGCCCCGUGCUCGAGGUCUUCGGGCCGCUCGAGGACCUCGUCAUCAUCCGGGACAAGAUCACGGGCGCGCACCGCGGCUGCGCCUUCGCCUCGUACUUCACGCGCGACGCGGCCGAGAAGGCCGUGCAGGAGCUGCACAACAAGGUGACGCUGCCGCAGAGCAUCAACCCGCUGCAGGUGCGGCCAGCCGAGGGCCAGGCCGGCGCCUCGCAGGAGCACAAGCUCUUCAUCGGCAUGAUCCCCAAGACGGCCGACGAGGCGGCCAUCCGCGAGGUCUUCGAGCUCUUCGGCACAAUCGAGGAGGUCUACAUCCUGCGCCACCCGGCCACGGGCCAGAGCAAGGGCUGCGCCUUCCUCAAGUUUAAGGAGCGCAGCUCGGCGCUCGCGGCCAUCGAGGAGGUUAACGGCAACGUCACGAUGGAUCGCGGCACCUCGCCGCUCGUGGUCAAGUUCGCGGACAGCCGUCGCCAGCGUCUCCAGCGGGCGCGCAACUUGGCGGCCGCCGCCAACGCCUACUGGCCUCUGCCGCCCGGAGCGGGCCUGGCGUUCCCGCAGCUUCAACAGCUGCAGCAGCAGUAUAUGCAGCAGAUGCAGGCCUUCGGGGCACAGGCCGCGGCCGGAUUGAACCCGGCCGUGGCUGGACUCGGAUCGCCUGUCGAAGCUACGGCCGGCGGCCCUGGAAGCCCCACCAACUCGUUCAUGUACUACAACCCGUACGGCUUCGCUGCCGGCGCGGCCGGACCCUACGGAUUUGGCGGCCUGCCCAAUGUCGGCGGAGCUGGCUUCGACAUCCAGGCGGGCGGCCUGGGCGCUGGGUUGGAUCUUCAAGGACAGGGCGUGGAAGCUGCCGCCAAGGCUUCGCGGACGACCAGUCAGCUCGAGGGCCCGACCGGUGCCAACCUGUUCAUCUACCACUUGCCGCACGACCUGACAGACGCCGACCUGGCCACUGCGUUCGCGCCGUUCGGAACUGUUAUCAGCGCCAAGGUGUAUAUGGACAAGAUCACGGGCGAGAGCAAGGGCUUCGGCUUUGUUAGUUACGACAGCGCGGAUGCGGCCGACGCAGCUAUUGCUAGUAUGAACGGCUUCCAGAUCGGCACCAAGCGACUCAAGGUCCAGCACAAGCGCAUUCACCAGAGAAACGACUACCUCGGCGGUUCCAGUAGCAGUCUUGUUGGACACGACGAUGAGCUCGCGGGCAUGGAGUACCACCACCAGGCGCAGCAGGGUAUCCCCGGCCUGGAUGAUGGUCUGCACCCGCACGAUGAUGACAGCGGCGCCAAGUCCCCGAGCAGCGCUGCGGAAGGCAACAACGGCGUCGACACGUCAUUAGAAGAGGCCGUGCAGAACCUGCGCAUUGACGCGUAAGCCCGAGAUCUCCCUCCCCACGGUGUGUUUUUGUGACUCGUCGAUCAUGUCAGUCAGUCAGUCUGUCAGUCGGUUGGUUGGUGGUGAGUUUUGAGGCGUGAAGGUGUACAAAAUGCCGUGUACAAACAGCGAUGCGAUACUGAGAUCAGAAGGACACGCAUGAGACACGAGAAACUGAGAACCUUGCAAGUAAACGAGCAUCACGAAGAGAAAGACAAGCAAGC